AUGGACACCUCUGAGCUUGGUAUCACAGAUACGAGUAAGAAACUUUUUAGGGACCUUCUUAGCGGUGAACAGCCGGUCCCUAAGGAGACGCUCUUCGACGACGAUAUCUUUGUGGAUGCUUGUCGUAACCUCCACAAUAAGAAUGAGGCAAGGAUCAUUCAAGGCAUCUCAAGGCUUAUCGCUCCUUCGGCGGAAUCGCUCGCACUUCGGAAAAAGAACUAUAAAGGCCUUAUCGAGAGCGUUAACGAAGGGUGGGACAAUUCGAUCCCCCUCACCGGCACCCGUCCACAGCCUGACUACUCCGUUGGGUUCAAACGAGACGCAUUUACCGAUGACCAGCUCGCCAAGCUAUCGCCCUUUAUCGGCGACUUUAUCGCCGACCGACAGAACGCCCACAGUAUGACCCUUGCGGUGCGGGCCAUUGUCGAGCUUUUCCGUGCUGUAAAGCGCGAGGAUGAGGUUAACCGGGAGAUCCUCGCCUUUUCCGUCUCGCAUGACCAUACCUUAGUCUGGAUUUACGGCCACUACCCGGUCAUAGCCGGGAAAGGCAUCAAAUACUACCACCAGCCGAUCCACAAAUUUGACUUUACUACACUUGACGGACAGGAAAAAUGGAUGGCAUAUCGAUUCACGAAGAAUGUCUACGACACAUGGAUGCCCAAGCAUUUCGAGAACAUCUGCUCUGCCAUCAAUCAGUUGCCGUCAGAUUUGGACUUGGAUGUCCCACCACUUUCUGAGGCGACCGGGCUUUCCCAGGAUUUAGGAAACCUGAUGCAGUCGGGUGCCGGCUUCCCUUCUGCUGGCGAGCAGGAUCGCCAGCCGAGCAUCGCUGAGCAGCAAGUGUGGGAUAGCAAAGAGGAGGAAAGCCCCGGAAGGUGA
Podospora pseudocomata is the source of this 879-nucleotide messenger RNA. RefSeq lists its product as uncharacterized. The record is from RefSeq and is a predicted model, not a curated record. The transcript has 2 exons. NCBI's taxonomy places the organism in Eukaryota, Fungi, Ascomycota, Sordariomycetes, Sordariales, Podosporaceae. The coding region runs from base 1 to 879 and encodes 292 amino acids.